Messenger RNA from Heterocephalus glaber (naked mole-rat), 948 nucleotides. It is a transcript of the gene Or6m1, whose product is annotated as olfactory receptor family 6 subfamily M member 1. The record is from RefSeq and is a predicted model, not a curated record. Gene Ontology annotation, molecular function: olfactory receptor activity; G protein-coupled receptor activity. Gene Ontology annotation, biological process: G protein-coupled receptor signaling pathway. NCBI's taxonomy places the organism in Eukaryota, Metazoa, Chordata, Mammalia, Rodentia, Bathyergidae. Gene Ontology annotation, cellular component: membrane.
AUGGCCACUGGAAACUGGAGCACAGUGACCGAAUUUACCCUGACUGCCUUGCCUGCACUCCUGGAGAUUCGAGUGCUCCUUUUUGUUAUUCUCUUACUAACUUACACAUUAACAGCAACAGGAAAUAUUGUGAUCAUUUUCCUAAUAUGGACUGAGCCUCAGCUGCAAACCCCAAUGUGCUUUUUCCUCAGUAAGUUGUCAUUUCUGGAUAUUUUGUACACCACCGUUGUUACCCCAAAGUUGCUAGCCUGCUUGCUGGUAGACCAGAAGACCAUAUCCUUUGCUGGCUAUAUCACCCAAACAUACUUCUACUUCUUCCUGGGGACCGUGGAGUUUAUACUCUUGGCUGUUAUGUCCUUUGACCGUUACAUGGCCAUCUGUAAACCCCUGCACUACCCCAUCAUCAUGAACAGCAGGACCUGCCUCAUGUUGCUUCCAGGCUGCUGGUUGGGAGCUUUCCUGUCUGUGAUGAUACCAAUGAUUGUGGUAACAAGGCUACCUUACUGUAGGAAAGAGAUCAAUCAUUUCUCCUGUGACAUUGCUCCUCUUCUUCAGGUGGCUUGUAUAGAUACCUGUCUUAUUGAGAAAAUAAACUUUAUCCUGUCUGCCCUUGUCAUUCUGAGCUCCCUGACAUUCACUGCUGGAUCCUACACCUAUAUAAUUUCUACCAUCCUAUGCAUUCCCUCAGUCCAAGGCCAUCAAAAAGCUUUUUCUACCUGUGCUUCUCAUAUCACUUUAGUCUCCAUUGCUUAUGGGAGCAACAUCUUUGUUUAUGUGAGAAACAAUCUGAGCAACUCACUGGACUUUGACAAGGUAGCUGCUGUCCUCAUCACUGUGGUUACCCCUCUUCUGAACCCUUUUAUUUAUAGCUUGAAGAAUGAGAAGGUAAAAGAAGUGUUAAGAGAGACAGUGAAUAGAAUUAUAUCCUUGAUAUUAAGGAAAAGUUGA